GCAUGAUUAUCAUUUUUUGUUAAUUUAAUUUAAUAAUGGUUAAUGUGAAAAACAGAGGAAACUAGAAGAAGAGAGUUUUGGCAGGAGAUGUAGGUGGCGGGAGUGGGUUGGGCGAGAGAGAUGAUGGUGACGGUGCAGCUCCAAAUCUUCUCUAAUCUUUUGACACUUUUCUAUAAAACUCCCCAAACUGAUUCUCUCUGACUGCCUCAUAAGUCAUUAUAAUAGUUUCCCCCGGAUUGUUUUUUCUUUCUUUUUGCUAAUCAUCAUCGGUUUCUUCUAAUCAAAAAAAAAAACAAAAAAAAAAGAGGGACUACGUUCGUACAAUCCCAUCCUUGGUAUGGAUUUCUGGCCGGAGUUUAUGGCGACCAGCUGGGGAAGAGAGUUCGUCGCCGGUGGUUUCGGUGGCGUCGCCGGCAUCAUCUCCGGCUACCCCUUGGACACCCUCAGAAUUCGCCAGCAACAGAGCUCGAAAUCUGGAUCUGCCUUCUCCAUUCUCCGGCGGAUGCUCGCCAUUGAGGGUCCCUCCUCUCUCUACAGAGGCAUGGCUGCGCCUUUGGCCUCCGUCACUUUUCAGAAUGCUAUGGUAUUCCAGAUAUACGCCAUAUUCUCUCGCUCUUUUGAUUCCUCUGUUCCUCUGGUAGAGCCUCCUUCCUACAGAGGCGUUGCUCUUGGUGGUGUUGCCACCGGUGCUGUACAGAGCCUCUUGCUCACCCCUGUCGAGCUCAUCAAGAUUCGUCUCCAGCUUCAGCAGACUAAGUCUGGUCCCAUCACCUUGGCCAAGAGCAUCCUUAGGAGACAGGGCCUUCAGGGGCUUUACAGAGGCCUCACCAUCACCGUGCUCCGAGAUGCUCCCGCUCAUGGCCUCUACUUCUGGACCUAUGAGUACGUCAGAGAAAGGCUUCACCCCGGCUGCAGAAAGACCGGACAAGAAAACCUCAGGACCAUGCUCGUGGCUGGUGGCCUUGCUGGAGUGGCCAGCUGGGUCGCUUGUUAUCCUCUUGAUGUCGUCAAGACCAGACUCCAACAAGGUCAUGGGGCUUACGAGGGCAUUGCCGAUUGUUUUCGCAAGAGCGUCAAACAGGAAGGCUAUACGGUUCUCUGGCGUGGCCUCGGGACUGCAGUUGCCAGGGCCUUUGUGGUCAACGGUGCUAUCUUUGCUGCUUAUGAGGUAGCCUUGCGGUGUCUAUUCAAUCAAUCGCCAUCCCCAGAUAUUGUCACAGGAGAUUGAGUGAGUAAAGGGCAAAGAAGGUUCAUUAGUUGCAGUCUGGACCUGUGAAUGUAGUUAAUAUUAGCACAUAGUUUGAGAUGGAUUUGGAUUGCAUAGCAUUGGUCAAACAAAUCUGACUCGCUUUAGGGAUCAGGCAGUUUACUAAUCACAGUUGAUCAUAGAGACGUUCCAGAAAUGAUUACAAACCCCAAAGAAAACAGAUGAAAUGAAAAUUCUGUUACUAUAUACUUCUCUCUCCACUUCUUUGCUAAUGGUUUUUGUAGAUACUCAAAAUAAGAGUGCCAAGGAAGUCCUCCAACAUGUUCCCAUAGACACGGUCACUAAUGCUGAUUGGUUUCGGAUGAAUUUUCAACAUUUUUAUGUUUAAAGAAUUGGUGCAACAGUCUGUGAACAUCUCCAUAGCCUUUGGUGGAAUAAAUAAGACGAUCUUUGAUCCACUUUGGGAGCUUGUUGGAUGGAUGAGAAUGAGAUGUUCUUUUGGAUGGAUCAUUAGAAUAUCGAGCAUCUACCAGUAAAAUGGAUGCAUAGUCCUUUUCGUGUCUGAUUGCCCUACCUGAAAAACAAGCCGG
Molecule: messenger RNA, 1797 nt
Organism: Arabidopsis thaliana (thale cress)
Lineage: Eukaryota; Viridiplantae; Streptophyta; Magnoliopsida; Brassicales; Brassicaceae
Gene: BAC2
Product: Mitochondrial substrate carrier family protein
Exons: 2
Coding region: 338-1228 (296 amino acids)
Biological process (GO): transmembrane transport; L-lysine transmembrane transport; L-histidine transmembrane transport
Cellular component (GO): cytoplasm; mitochondrial inner membrane
Source: RefSeq, marked reviewed